Molecule: messenger RNA, 3201 nt
Organism: Leptonychotes weddellii (Weddell seal)
Lineage: Eukaryota; Metazoa; Chordata; Mammalia; Carnivora; Phocidae
Source: RefSeq, a predicted model, not a curated record
GGUUGCCAUGGAGAGGCCCGCUAGCUGGGGACCGCGAGCUGGCGCUAGGGUUGGCGGGGUCAGAGCGUGGCUUUGAAGCCGCUUCCGCUACCACCAUGAGCGGCCGAAGUAGGGGUAGAAAGUCCUCCCGCGCCAAAAGCCGGGGCAAAGGCCGCGGCAAAGCCCGAGUCCGCGCUGCUCCUGACGACGCCCCCCACGACCCGGACCCGCCACAGUGCCAGAGGCUCGGGGAGGAAACCCAGGCGGCACAGGUGCAGGCUGGCGCGGGUUGGGGUGGCCUGGAAACCGCUGCGCCCGCGCCGUCCCGUCGGCCCGGGGAGGACGCUGCCUGCCGGCUCCCCCUGGACUGUGGCCUCGCGCUCCGGGCCCGAGCUGUGGGGGAUCGCGGGCAGGCCGCGACCAGGCCCAGCCCGGGGAAGGCCACAUCCCUCUCGGAGCGUCUAGCAACAGACACUGUCUUCGUGGGGACUGUGGGAACCGUGGGAAGGCCGAAAAAUGGCCCCCGCGUUGGAAAUCGGCGUGGCCCCGCCGGGAAGAAGGCCCCAGAGAUCUGUAGCACAGCGGGGAGGGGGCCUCAGGCCAUAGCUGGCGGGAAGCCGAAGAAAGGGGCCACAGGGGAGAGUGUCUCCGUCCCUGUGGUAGAGGAAAAGGUGGAGAAGGAUGCAGGGUCAGGGCCCCUGGCGACAGAUGGCAGCAUGGAUACGCUGGAGACGGUCCAGCUGAAGCUGGAGACCAUGAACGCCCAGGCAGACAGGGCCUACCUUCGGCUCUCGCGGAAGUUUGGGCAGUUGCGACUGCAUCACUUAGAGCGCAGGAACCUCCUCAUCCAGAAUAUCCCGGGUUUCUGGGGGCAAGCUUUUCAGAACCACCCCCAGCUAUCAUCCUUUCUGAACAACCAAGAUAAAGAGGUUCUCAGCUACUUGAACAGCUUGGAGGUGGAAGAGCUUGGCCUCGCCAGAUUGGGCUACAAAAUCAAGUUCUACUUUGGGCGCAACCCCUAUUUCCAAAAUAAGGUGCUCAUCAAGGAAUAUGGGUGUGGUCCUUCGGGUCAGGUGGUGUCUCGUUCUACUCCAAUCCAGUGGCUCCCAGGGCAUGAUCUUCAGUCGUUAAGCCAGGGGAACCCCGACAACAGCCGUAGCUUCUUUGGGUGGUUUUCAAACCACAGCUCCAUUGAGUCUGACAAGAUUGUGGAGAUAAUCAACGAAGAACUGUGGCCCAAUCCCCUGCAGUACUACCUUAUGAGUGAAGGGGCCCGUGCAGAGAAAGGAAAGGAGGGCAGGCAAGGUCCAGCAAGGCAGCCAGUGGAGACCCCUGAGCCUGGGGCAAACAAGUCCAACUGAUCCUGCACUAGUCUCCCUACUACCUCCUGUUGGACCUGUGCCCAGCUAACCACACGUGUUUGGUUAUCUGCCUUCUCUUCAUGUUGGCCUCUGUGCACUGUAUUCCCUUUGGACUUCAGUUACAAGAAUAUGGUAUUUAUGAUCAUGUUCUUUUGCCUCCUCGUGGCCUUCUUGCUUUUUCACAUUAGUGUUACAUGUUAAAUGAUCUCACCCCUACUGUUUAUGUUAAGCACACAUGCUUCAAGUGUGUGCUGCCUUUGUCUACAUUGCCUGGACCGUGUUUUUGGCUCUGGCCUUUCCCAGCUGUCUUUAACAUGGACACUCAUGAGUCAUCCUCCAAGAGGACCAGUGCAUCCUCAAGCUCUGCUACUUCAGGGCCAGUGACUUGCUGAGCUUUGUGUUCAUGCUGGCCAUGCAUGCCAUCUAUGGCCAGUUUUUCUGUUGCCACUGCAGAAUGGAGCUAGCGCACAUGGUAUUGGCCAUCAGCCAAAACUAAUUGUUCCAAAGCCCUGGGGUCACCGGCCUAGUUGCCACCACCUACUGGAUCUCUGACUUUGGCUAGGGGCCUCAGCUGCCCUGCUGGAUGUGCAGAAUAGCACUUGACUGCUGGGCAUGGAUGAGGUUGAGAGUGAGAAGCAGUAUGCCAUGUGUUCUGUACCAUCCUGUGUCUCUUCCUGCCUCUGGGCCCUUCUACUAUUGAACAUUCGUCAAGGUCUAUACCAUGCUCCGUCACUAUCAGGCCACUGAGACUUGUCUAGGUUGCUAUUGGCCCUAGUUGGCUUCCUGGUCAACGAGGACCUCAAGAACUGCCUGUGGACCCAGGCCCCCUGCCAGUGCAUGAGACACACACCUACCCUCCCCAGCCUUCCAGGAACCCUGCCACCUGCCAGACUGAUGGGCGGGUGUGUGAACGUGUGCUCACUGUCAUCGUGCUGUGGCUGCAGGUGAGGGUGGGGACUGGACCCACAUACAACCUAGGUGUGGCCUUGCGUAUGUGGAAGAUUGAUGCUGUAUGCUGCUUAUUUUGCCAUAAGUAAAAUCUUACCACUUCCCCCAUUUUUGCCUAAUGGGAAAAUGUAGCUGCACAGGUCUGCUUUUUUCUUUUCUUUCUUUCUUUCUUUCUUCUUUUUUUUUUUUUUUAACUUUUUGCUCUUUAUUAUGGACAUUUUCAGACAAGCACAGAAAUGGAGAGGAUGGUACCUGGCCCCUGUGUACCCGUCACCUAGCUACAUCAAUUAUGAUCAACCUGGUAUCUUCCUGUCCCCACCUGUAUUUGAUGGAAAAUCCGACACUGUGCCAAUUCAACUUUGACUACUUUGGGAGAUCAGGACUCUCUUUUGGUGGUGAUAGUGGUGGGGGGCACUAUCAUGAUCCCAUCAGGUCUGCUUUUUGCUUUGAAUGUUAACAAAUCAAGUUCCAGAAAUGGGCCUUAGAAGUGAAAGUCUUCAGGAUAAACAGGGAGUCUCAAAAAGAGAUGAAAAGAUGCUCCCUUUCCCCUGUAUCCACAAAAGGAGAGAGAGAGAGAGACUGUUCUGUUGUAAAUCUUACAGACUGAUACAAUAAGGUGCUUACUUGGGACCCUUCACCAGAAUAUCAGUUUUUUUUGCUUGUGAAAGAUGGAGCCUUGUGUGACUGUUAGAAAUAUCAGCUUGUCCUGGUCUCAUAAUAUAACUGGUCUUGGAAGUAUAAUUUGGAAAUUGUUUCUGUGUUCUGUGAAAAUUGCUCCCCAAAGCAAAGUUGGUUGUCUUACUUGGUAAUUUGACACCCUGGUAAUAAUGCAAUUAUUCCUUUGUUCCUAAACAGUAUAAAUAGUUGUAAGCUCACAUGCAUGAUGGAAAAAUAAAAGCCUGUAUCUCUGUUA